GAGGUCAGGCUACGUCAGCUAGCAGUACGGGUCGUAUCUUCCCAAUAAUGAUCCUUGGUCGGGCCAGACCAGAUCAAGUAGUACCAUUUUUGACUUUUGUCUAAGCAUCAUUACCUUUUGCCAGAUCAGCAAAUCCAAAUCACAAAGUGAAAGCUAGUGACCACAUACUGAAUAAUUUAUCUUAUUUUUGGCUUGCUCAUCGUCUAAAUAUCAUGGUCAGGUCUGGUCACGUCAAAUACUAGGGGUACAAAGUUCUUCCUAACAUGGUUUUUUYCCCCAUUCCUUUUUUAUCAAAAUUUCCCCAGUAUUGAAGAAUAUUUACACUGUUGCCCGAUCAGCAAAUUUAAAUCAAAAGCUAAUGUAAAUCACCUGACAAAAAAAUAAAAAUUAUGGCAGCGCUGAUAGCAUAUCGAUGAUGUCACCUACAAUAUGCAAAAAAGGAUCUUUGUUUUUGUCCAUUGUGCCGUAAAUCCUGAGAAUAGGCAAGUUCACAUGUCUGGAGGUAUAAAUCCACCAGUUGGGGAUUAAGCUUAACGUUAACUAAUGAACAAAACAGGCUAGCUGGACGUCGAGGAAUUUAUACCAUGACCUCAUCGACUCUCGUCCAAGCCCUACCGGGGAAUCCCCAGUCCCCUUAUGAUAUCAUUCACGAAAAUAGAAAUGAUGUCAUGUCAUUGGCCACCAGUACUUGCGGUGUCCUGUCGCUAGAGAGGAUGCUGAAGUUCAGACGAAGGCCAGGACAAAGCCGGUCCACUGAAAACCUUGCUGAAGACAGAGAUUUUUUCUGCUUUGGUGGUGAUCGUGGUCCAGAAACACUGGGAAACGACUUCGUAAAUAAAAGUGAUGUGUGGCCUACAACACCGGCAAGAAAACAUGCAACUAUAAUCAAUAUUGUUGCUAUAUUCCAAAGGGGUAGCCGAAUGACCAUAAAAGAUGGGUGAAUGAAAGGAAGAAAGGAAAAUCGGGACAGGAUAGAAUUCAAAAGUUGUCUAAAUUGUAUCAGGCUACUUGGACAAAGACAGAAUAUUUUUGCCAAAAUUAGCAAUAAGCUCGCACGAAGCAACCAGGCGAAUCACUUGCGAACAACUUGAUUGACAUUUGAGUAACAUUACAAUAUCAAAUAAAGUUAAAAAAUCGAUUCCGGAAAUGUGGUAAUCAGUAGAAAUAAAAACGAGAAAGGAA
Molecule: messenger RNA, 1182 nt
Organism: Actinia tenebrosa (Australian red waratah sea anemone)
Lineage: Eukaryota; Metazoa; Cnidaria; Anthozoa; Actiniaria; Actiniidae
Source: RefSeq, a predicted model, not a curated record